This is a messenger RNA of Lotus japonicus, 1041 nucleotides long. Its product is annotated as zinc finger protein ZAT3. The transcript has a single exon. Lineage: Eukaryota; Viridiplantae; Streptophyta; Magnoliopsida; Fabales; Fabaceae. Bases 149 to 913 code for a protein of 254 amino acids. The record is from RefSeq and is a predicted model, not a curated record.
UUGGCUGGUUUCAUUUUUGAAAGAGCAUUCUGUUCUUCUAAGAACAAGAAGAAACCGCCCCCAACCGCUUUUUAUCUCUGGAGAUACACAAAAGAAGCAGAUUAAGCAUUACAUACUUGCUUGUUGUUCGUGCCAUUGAAUUGAAUUGAUGCAAGAAGCAGCAAGCACCAUGAGCAACUCUCACAGUCAAACUCAUCAUAACCUGCAUCAUCUAUCAUCAUCUUCAUCUUCUUCGAAACAGCAACAGCGGUGUCGCGGAAAGAAGCGCACUAAGUUGAUGAGAAUGAAUAAUACGGAGGAGGAUGAAGAAGAUCAGGAAGAGGAGUUGAAGGUGAAAUGCUGUACGGAGUGCGGGAAGAAGUUCUGGUCUUGGAAGGCUCUUUUUGGCCACAUGCGCUGCCAUCCUGAGCGCCAGUGGCGAGGGAUUAAUCCGCCUCCCAAUUACCGACGACCACCACCGCAGCAACCACAAAUGCAAAUGGUGAUGACCCAGGAAGACCACGAGGUUGCUGCUUGUCUUCUCUUGCUUGCAAAUGCAAAAGGAGAAAUAAUAACUACUUCUGAAACGGUUUCGUGCAGUCAUCAUCAUGAAGAGGAUUGUUUCGUUAGUCGCAACAGCAACAGCAGCAAGUGCAGUGGAGAUGCAGUACUGUUUGGGGGGUCAUCAGGGUCAGGAGGAGGAGGGCACAAGUGCAGCAUAUGUCUCAGGGUGUUUUCCAGUGGGCAGGCGCUUGGUGGUCACAAAAGGUGUCAUUGGGAGAAAACUGCAGGAUCAGGAGGUGGUGAUCCUCUUCCUCUUCUUCCUCCUCCUCAUGCUUCUGUUGCUCUCGACUUGAAUUUACCACCCUCUGACUCUGAUGCCUCCUCUGAUCCUAUUUCCCCCCUCACUCUCGAUUUGAGUUUGAGACUUUAGUUAAGCUAAGCCAACUCAAUCUCGACCCAUCUUACUUACUUACUGCUUAAUUAGUUGCAACUUACUACUUUCUGUAAUUCCCUUCCCUUAUACUACUAUCAUUCAUUCAUAAUCAACGUCAUACAUAU